AUGCUGCCAUAUGGGUUCCAUUCAUCUUUGACUUUCAAGCUGAACAACUACAUGAAAAGCGAGUUCUACACCCAUUUUGCUACCAGCAAGCAAUGCCAGGAGGUGUAUCUGGAGGCCUUCAAUAAGUCACACGAGUACGAGUACUUGUACCACAUAUUCAUGGCUGUCCUAUUGAUGGACCUGUAUCACAAGGUUGAGAUGACCGGUUCGGAUGAUGUGCUGAAUUUGUCGCAGAGUGCCUACGUCUCCAUGGCCGAGUUCCACCACAGUCGAAGUCUCAGUUUGAUGAGGCAGAACCUACGACCCCAGAAACCGUACGAUGCACUUGCGCUUUUACUUGCAUCGUCGCUCCAGAUGUUCUAUGCAACAGCUUCGCCGAACCACAGGAUCGCUGACAUCGCAUACAUAGGCGUGGCCAAGGGGAUCUAUUUGUUCUUCAACGAUAUUCUUCCUUUUGUCGGCCAGUUCCAGCUGCUGGAGGACACCUACAAGAGAUAUUGUCUGGGAUCUUUUUCCACCGAUGCAAGUGUGUAUUUUCCGGAAUUCCUAUACGGGAUACUAGAUUUGCAAUACUUUGAACAGGAUCCUUUGACUCCGCGUACUCUGAGUUCCGAUAGCGACCCCAGUCCUGCGAACUCAGUUUCCAGUGGUGGGCCUAGUUCACCGGAGCAGCAAUCAGUCACGCCCAGUACUUUCAGUUCAUCGAGUGAGAGAUCGAACUCAGGUUAUAGUGCUGGUUCUCCUUCUUUCGAGGCAAAUAGGGACAUAUACAAAAAAGUACUGGAUAGACUCAAGAUGGAGUUUAGAGCGCACGCGUACAAAGAACCAGAUGACAAUACUCCUGGAAUGCAGAUUGAGAAUGAGCUGAUAAGCACCCUUUCUCGAUACGUUAUCGAUGUUCCAGAACAGUUCACGGAGCUCAUAGGCAUCAAUGAUCCUAGGGCGCUGAUUAUCAUGGGAUAUCACGUGAUGAUUCUGGCUGCAAGACGCUACCCUUUCUGGUCCCAGACUCUGUAUAUGUACGAAAUCGAUCACAUUUAUGAUACCCUUGGAAAACUUCCAUAUGGUCAUGAAUGGAAAAGCUGGUUGACCGCAGCCAGAGAAUCGAUCUACAGACUGAGCUAG
Kuraishia capsulata CBS 1993 is the source of this 1125-nucleotide messenger RNA. RefSeq lists its product as uncharacterized. The coding region runs from base 1 to 1125 and encodes 374 amino acids. NCBI's taxonomy places the organism in Eukaryota, Fungi, Ascomycota, Pichiomycetes, Pichiales, Pichiaceae. The record is from RefSeq and is a predicted model, not a curated record. The transcript has a single exon.